Molecule: messenger RNA, 729 nt
Organism: Fulmarus glacialis (Northern fulmar)
Lineage: Eukaryota; Metazoa; Chordata; Aves; Procellariiformes; Procellariidae
Gene: ACOT8
Product: acyl-CoA thioesterase 8
Exons: 4
Biological process (GO): acyl-CoA metabolic process; fatty acid catabolic process
Cellular component (GO): peroxisomal matrix
Molecular function (GO): fatty acyl-CoA hydrolase activity
Source: RefSeq, a predicted model, not a curated record
GGGACCCCAAGGUGCCAGUGCUGUACGAGGUGGAGCGGACCUCUACAGGGAAGAGCUUCUCUGUUCGUUCCGUAAAGGCCAUCCAGCAUGGAAAGCCGAUCUUCACCUGCCAGGCCUCCUUCCAGCUCCCCCAGGAGAGCCCAGUGCAGCACCAGUUCACCAUGCCUGCCGUGCCGCCCCCUGAGGAGCUGCUGACGCAAGAGGAGCUCAUCCAGAAGUUCCUGCAGAAUCCUAACUUGGCGGAGAGAUACAGAAAGCAUCUCAACAGGAUUCAAGCCGAAGAUGUGCCGAUUGAUAUCAAACCCGUGAACCCGCCAGAUGUAUUCUGCUCGGAGCCGCAGGAGCCAAAGCAGCUCUUCUGGGUGCGAGCACGAGGCUACAUAGGAGAGACUGACAUGAAGGUGCACUGCUGCGUGGCUGCCUACAUGUCCGACUACGCCUUCCUGGGCACGGCCCUGCUCCCGCACCGGCAGUACCGCAUCAAGUUCAUGGUGUCCCUCGACCAUUCCAUGUGGUUCCAUGCACCCUUCCGAGCGGACCACUGGAUGCUGUAUGAGUGCGAGAGCCCCUGGGCUGGCGGGUGCCGGGGACUGGUGCAGGGACGGCUGUGGCGCAGGGACGGGGUCCUGGCUGUCACCUGCGCGCAGGAAGGAGUCAUCAGGGUGGAGCAAACGCAAAACCAGAGCAAGCUCUAGCUGAGGAACCCCCGCGGGCUGGGGCUCAGGCAUG